AUGCGUCUCCUCCCACGGACUGAGAACGAAGGUUACUGCAUUCAACGAUUGACAUGUAUAGACAUCUGUAGCGCCUUCACCGAUAACCAUCGUCUCUCAAGCGCGCCCGCGCCCGCGAGGAGAAGAAUUACAAUAAGAUCAAAGGUCCCCCAACUGCCGCGCCAUCUGUCCCCUCGGCCAGACUGCCUUUCUCUCCUCCUCUCUGCCUACCUACCUACUGCCCGACAUUUCGCCUGCGCUGCGGCGGGCGAGAUUGACCCGACGACAAGCAGUGGCCGCAUGCCGCGCCCUUCAUCAGCCCGCCAACCCGUCAGCGCGUCUCGCCCAGCGGCGCAAGCUUCCCCCCAUCCCCCCGACUCGGCGGCGGCAGCUGGUGACUGA
This is a messenger RNA of Purpureocillium lilacinum, 381 nucleotides long. The record is from RefSeq and is a predicted model, not a curated record. Lineage: Eukaryota; Fungi; Ascomycota; Sordariomycetes; Hypocreales; Ophiocordycipitaceae.